UCGACUUGUCACCUACUUUGGUCUGAUGGGUCGCUGUCAGAACACAUCGAUGUGUUUGUUGCACAUUUACGAAGCAGUCUGUCUUACAUGUACAGAGCAAAGAAAGUUAUGUGAAAAUUAUGUUCGGCAGUCAGGGCAUUCAACCCGUAAGUGUUGUUUUUAACAACACAAAAAAUUGCUUUCUUCACCUCCCCUCGAAGUUGAUAUCGCAUCUUUCCCUGAACGAGAACCAAGCUUUGGAAUUAUCCUGGGGCCAUGGAUCUCCAGUGUUCCUCAGCUGGACUCAAAGCAGAACCUCCUCCAGCCUGGACAACCACAAUGUGGAGUUGUGUCGACAACUGGGAGUGAAGCUGGGGCUAAAAGAUGGAGAGCAGGGCUUCUUAAGACCAUGUCAUCAGGUCUCAUCAUUGCAUCAGGUGUUUGUGGAGCCUCUGUCACCUGAUGACUGGGAGAUCUUGGAGCUCCACAGUUCUGCACUGGAGCAGCAGCUUCUGGACCAGAUCAGAGUGGUUUAUCAAGAUGCCGUGUUCCCUGUGUGGGUGGACAACCACACCGUCAUCUACGUCCAAAUAGCUUCACUCUCCCCAUCUGUGCCCUACGGUCGCCUGGAGCAGUUCUCAGAACUCGUGGUGUCUCCGAAGAUACAUGCUGGAAUUGGCAACCUCAGUGUUUCUCAAGAGAGAUUCAACCAGAAUCAGGAUUCUGACAGACUGCAAAACAUGGAUUUCGCCUCCCCCUCAGGACUACCACCAGAAAGUAUCACUCCUCUUCCUCACAGCCACCAAUGGGGUGGCAUAGCUGACCUAAGGAGCCUGUUUCGCCAUGUGAUAAAGGGAUCUUAUGACCCGGUGAAAGAGCAUCCACCUGUGCCUGACAUUCCCGCCCUUUUUACUGACUCUAUCUACAGAGUGUGCAGUACACCUCCUGACUCCCUUCGCACCAUAAGCCAUGUUGCAACAAGCGUUAUUCACUUAUUUCCUUGGAGCCACAAUUUGAAUGCAAGGCAGCUGAGUGGAGUUCGCUCUCCAGUCACUUAUGGCCUUCUCUCCAAAGUUCCAUCCCCUAAAGAAGCGAGGGACAGAACAAAGCAGGCAAUAGAGAAAAAGAAGAAUGUAGGAGCUACUAAAGAUACAGCUGAAGGAGGAGAGGAGGUUAAGGAAGAGGAAGCCAUGGUGGUCAGGACAGUGUGCCAUGGUACUGGAGUGUUAGCAGGCAAGGAGAGAUGUCAAAGCAAGGGAGAGAUCCAUAGGGGAAGAGUAUGGAUCCCACAUUCAUUGGCCAGCAGAUUAAAGAUCUUGCCACAUUCAACAGUCAGAAUUAAGCCAGUGAAAUCAGCUAUUAAAGUAGCUUCUACUAUUCGCCUACAACCACUAAAGCCAAUGCCUGAGGAGGAUGAUGAGGAGAUUCAGACAGCUUUUCUUGGUUGGCUGCACACGCAGAGUCAUGAACCUUUAGCCUGUCUGACAGCACGGUCUGGCACUGUCCUCCUACAUGGAACCGAUGCAAAGUUAGAGUUUGCUUUAACUGUGCUGAAACCAGAACCACUGAGCGACCCUCCAGACCAGCUGUUUCUACUAGCACCCACUGUUAUCCAAAAAGAGCAUAUACAGGUAGACAGAGAGCCUGUAGCUGAGCUGGUUGUGAAGACUGUAGCUGAAACGCCCAACCCAGAGCUUCCCUCUCUCAGUAUUCUUGGUGCAAUUGAUGAGCUUGCUAGGAGUGGAUUUGAGUUUAUCUCCCACAGCCUUCUGGGUAGUCCGCUCUCACAAGAACUUGGCUCUACCGGACGGGGACUCCAGGGUGGAGCACUGCUCAUCACUGGUGCUAAGGGGAGUGGGAAGAGCUCUCUGUCCCGAGCUCUCUGCAGGAAAGCCAGAGAAGAUCUGGAUGCACAUGUGGAGGUGGUGGACUGCAAAAAGCUACAAGGAAAAAGGGCAGAAACUGUGAGACAGAUUGUGCAGGACAUUUUUGAGCAAGCAGAAUGGAAGCAGCCUUCAGUUGUUCUACUUGAUGACCUGGAUCAUUUGACGCGGGCGGCAACCUCACCUGAACAUGAGCACGGCCCUGAAGCGCUGCUUCACCAGCACAUCGCACAGAGUCUUAAGGACGUGGUGGAUGAGGUGGUGGUUCACUCCAGCCUGGUGUGCGUCGUCAUCACCAGUCAGAGUGAACAAUCUCUCCAGCCCUCUCUGACUGAGGUGCAGGGCUCCCACUUCAUCCAGGGAUUUAUAAACAUCCAGCCACCAGACCAGGUCCAGAGAGCUGAGAUCCUGCGCCAUCUGAUCCUCAGGAAGUCCUGCUUAUCUGAAGAGACCUUACAGACUCUCGACCUGGGGACUGUUGCCAAGGAGACAGAGGGAUACACACCACAAGAUCUGGCAGUGCUGUUGGAGCGGGCUGUCCACACUAGCACUGCACAAAGAGGACAUAGUGACCAAGGUGUGUGUCUGUCAUGGAGGGACUUUGCGCAGGCUCUGAAAGGAUUCAUUCCUCCCUCAUUGUGGAGUGUGGACCUCCACACCCCAAGUGGAGUUGGGCUGGAGAGAGUAGGAGGGCUAAAGGAGGUGCAACAGGAGCUAAUGGACACCAUACUGCUCCCUGCUAAGUAUCCCAUCCUGUUCUCCAAUCUUCCCAUCCGCCAUCGCUCUGGAAUUCUGCUGUAUGGAGCUCCUGGUACAGGGAAGACGCUGCUGGCCAGAGCUGUAGCCAAAGACAGCGGUAUGAACUUCAUCAGCAUCAAGGGACCUGAACUUCUGAGUAAGUACAUAGGAGCCAGUGAGCAGGGAGUCCGUGAUGUCUUCCAGAGGGCACAAGCUGCCAAACCGUGCAUCCUGUUCUUCGAUGAGUUUGACUCUCUGGCUCCCAGGAGGGGCCACGACAGCACGGGUGUAACAGACCGUGUGGUCAACCAGCUCCUCACCCAGCUGGACGGGGUGGAGGGACUGCAGGGUGUGUAUGUGCUUGCAGCCACCAGCCGCCCAGAUCUAAUUGACCCGGCCCUGCUGAGACCUGGACGACUGGACAAGUCCCUCUACUGUCCCCCUCCUGACCUGGAGGCUCGUGUGGAGAUCCUGAAGGCUCUGAGUGCAGGCGUCUCUCUGGCUGCUGAUGUUGACCUGGAGCAGCUGGCAGUAGCGACCGAGCAGUUCACCGGGGCAGACCUGAAAGCGCUGGUCUACAACGCACAGCUGGAGGCUGUCCACAACAGCCUGGGCACCAACACACCACAUGAUUUGACUUGUGGCUCAGACAGCGACAUGAGUCUGUCCUCCAUGAUCUUCCCAAACAACUACAGCACCUCUGAUGAUUCAAUGGGGGAGGGAGAGGCAGGGGUGGGGCUGGACCAGUCCAUGGUGCUGCUGGAGCACAGUGAUCUUCGAGUAGAAGAACAACAACGUCCCAACGUCUGGAGGCUGUACUUUGGAAGUUCCUACGAGUCAGAGUUUGGAAAUUCACCUUUUUCAGGACAGAACUCCCAGUGCGCCUCUCGACCAAACUCCAUGACCCAUGACUUCACAGGUGGAUCUGUUCGUGACCCCGUCAGCUCAGUCCCUCCUGCUUACAUGUCCUCCCUCCAGAGUGGAUACGAAGAGCUCGGUCCAGAGCAGCUGGAGCGCCUGCAACAAGACGUUAAUAACAUCAAGAACAACUUCAGGAGAGCCAACGAAGAGUGUGUCUGGGCACGUUCAACCUCCAGUCAGCCAGGCCUGGUGCUGUGUCAGGCUCAUGUGAAUGCCGCCUUGGCUGCGACCAGACCAUCCAUCAGCCAAGCCGACUGGAACAGAUACGCAAAACUGUAUGAAGGCUUUGGUGGUUCUGAAGACAGAAGAUCUCUGAAUUCUGUCACAUUUAAACCUGGGCAACGUGUGACUUUAGCUUGAAUACUCACCUAAUUCAUUAUUUUCCUGUUUAACAAUUUCAAGGAUUGAUGUCAGUUUAAAAUUAAGUGUUUCUAGAAAUGUUUUCUACUGAUUUAGUAAAUGAGACGUUUAACUCCCUGUGAAUGUGACUAAGAAUAUAAUUACUGUAAAUAUGUAUAAUGUCAGAUUAUAAAUUGCUUUGUUCAUAGAUUGUUUAAAUUAAAAAUGGAAGUAUUUCUACAA
Acanthochromis polyacanthus (spiny chromis) is the source of this 4103-nucleotide messenger RNA. It is a transcript of the gene pex1, whose product is annotated as peroxisomal biogenesis factor 1. Gene Ontology annotation, cellular component: peroxisomal membrane; cytosol; peroxisome. The record is from RefSeq and is a predicted model, not a curated record. The transcript has 24 exons. NCBI's taxonomy places the organism in Eukaryota, Metazoa, Chordata, Actinopteri, Pomacentridae. The coding region runs from base 120 to 3881 and encodes 1253 amino acids. Gene Ontology annotation, molecular function: ATP binding; ATP hydrolysis activity. Gene Ontology annotation, biological process: protein import into peroxisome matrix.